This is a messenger RNA of Penicillium subrubescens, 447 nucleotides long. RefSeq lists its product as uncharacterized. Gene Ontology annotation, cellular component: extracellular region. Bases 1 to 447 code for a protein of 148 amino acids. NCBI's taxonomy places the organism in Eukaryota, Fungi, Ascomycota, Eurotiomycetes, Eurotiales, Aspergillaceae. The record is from RefSeq and is a predicted model, not a curated record. The transcript has a single exon.
AUGGUCCGCCUCCUCACACUCGCCCUCGUUCUUGUCUCGGGCUUCACCUCUACCAAUGCCCUAGGCAUCAACUGCCGAGGCGGCUCUGGCUGCAAAUAUGUCCAGAAGGGUAUCCACGCCGCCAACGUCCUCACAAACUACCUGAACGGCGUCGAGGACCACACCUGGUUUAACAACCGCCAAUAUAUCGCGUGCGCUACAGCCCCGGUCAACGACGAGUCAGUCCCACCUUUUGCACUCUGUGCCUACUUCCAGAACUCGGGCGGCGGCGAUGGAGCGCGAGUUAAGAAACUUGCGGGUUCUAUUCCAGGCCAUGGGUGCAACACGUGCGGCAAUGUGCCUUAUUGGUAUCCGGAGGGAAACAAUAAUGUCAAUGAUGGCCAGUUGACUUACGAUGCGGUUUCGGAUCCCGGGUCGAGUUGCCCCGGUUACCCUGGACUGUGCUAA